GCUCGUCAGCCAACCCACCUUCCGUAUGAUAGCGCCUCCACCCCGCCCACCAGUCGUCGCCAACGCGAGUCCACCAGAUUCAUUGUCUGCCCUGGGUUUCUUCGUCGCUACUAGAGCCGAACCAGCGUCUGCUUUCCGUUUCUCCGACAUUGCUGAUUGAUAUGCUAUCCACCGGCCUGCCGACUACGUAUGGGUGUUUCCAGUCUGCUGCGAAGCCGUUGUUGUCCUCCGCCGGCGACUCUGCUGUGUCUGGGAUAUCGGAGGCCAAUUUCAAGUUUGAAACGGGGACAAGUUCAACAAGGCGCGCAACUGUUACAUCCAGUGUUACAGUACAGUACAUCUCGUCGGGAGCGUCGGGUCAACAACAGUGUCCAGAUCCCUUAUGCCCAGUGGUCUUCUCAACGCAUCGACCUCUCCCACCUCCAUGUCCACCCCUCUCGCUCAGCUCGAACGCAUCCUCGUUCGAGAUCUCGCCCUAUGCACGAAACUCCACACUAUCAAAACCGUUUCCGGCGGCUGCAUCAACGAAGCGUUCAAAUGCGUCACUGACACUGGCGACUACUUCGUAAAGGUCAAUCGCGAUGGAAACGUCUCAAGCCUCCAGAUGUUCGAAGGAGAAGCCGAAAGCUUGAACGCCAUUUCCGAAGCAGUGCCUGGUUUCUCUCCAACGCCUCUAGGGUUUGGCCGUCUAGUUGAUGGAGAUGAUAGGGGAGGAUCGUUUCUGGUGACCACUUUCCACGACUUGGUCUCAAGGUCAGGAAGACGGGUGGACAGACAGCUUGCAUCCAAGCUUGCCGAGAUGCAUAAGUGUCCGUCUCCCAACGGGAAGUUUGGCUUUGACGUGGUCACCAUGUGUGGCUCGACGCCGCAGGACAACACCUGGGAAUCUGACUGGCCAACUUUCCUGCUAAAGAGAAGAUUUGAGCCGUUGCUGCAGAUGGUGCUUGAGAAACAUCCCGGCGACAAGGAGCUGAGGAGCCUGGGACCUCGCGUGAUGGACGGUGUCGCCACGUUGUUCAAAGGGCUGGAUGUCAGGCCUAGCCUGGUACACGGAGAUCUCUGGAGCGGGAACUGGGGUGUGGACAGUGCACGGCAAGAGCCUCUAAUAUUCGAUCCGGCCGCUUCGUACAGCCACGCGGAGUUUGAUUUGGCUAUCAUGAAGGUCUUUGGCGGGUUUUCGGCAGACUUCUUCAAUGCAUACCACGAGGUGCAUCCGAAACACAGCGGGUUCGAGGUCCGCUUGCAGCUGUAUCAGGCGUAUCACUACCUCAACCACUAUUGUUUGUUUGGGCAAGGGUAUCGUGCAUCGACGCUCAGCGCGUUAGGGAAGGUGGCGAAGGCGAUUGAGAAUGAGGAAUGAUUGUUUUGGCGCCGCUUCCGUCAACAUCAUCGACCUUGUUCAAUCAACUUAAUCGCAUUACUUUACUGGGUCGAUUUAUCCCAGCCAAACAACCUAGUAUUGUUCCUAAACAUCCGAUCCUUCUGCUCCGGGGUCAUUGAAUA
Molecule: messenger RNA, 1503 nt
Organism: Fimicolochytrium jonesii
Lineage: Eukaryota; Fungi; Chytridiomycota; Chytridiomycetes; Spizellomycetales; Powellomycetaceae
Product: ketosamine-3-kinase
Exons: 8
Coding region: 383-1360 (325 amino acids)
Source: RefSeq, a predicted model, not a curated record